CUUGUACAAGCAUCACGACAACAUCAUUCGCGCCAGCAUCUGGCAACUGGCCUCACAGCUGGGGCCCUUUGAGCUUGUUCCACGAAUCCUAUCGUGUUAAAGGCGGCAAUCAUCAUGGACAGCCCCUCGCCGGCUUCAGGCCGGGCCCAGCCCGAGAUGGCUCAGGUCUCCUUUCACAUCCCGGUCGCCGCCCGCAGGAGCUCACGGCACGGCUCCUCGUCGACAUCGGACCAUCAGACGCUCCCUGACGACAUGAACCCGCCGCAGCGAGCACCGCCGGAGAUGCCACCCGAGUACAUUACGCCCGACGUGCGCAACGCGAUCCGGACUAUGAACGCACGCUUCGACUGGAUCUCGCCCUCAGACCCAGACAACCCGCGCAACUUCUCCUUCACUUACCGCGUCUUCAGCACCGUCGCCAUCACGUCCCUCGCCACCGUCGCCACCGUCGCCGGCGCCAUGUACGCGCCCGCGCAAGACGACGUCGCCGCCUACUUCGGCUGCAGCCACGAGGUCGCCGUCCUGCCCCUGAGCAUGUACAACCUCGGCCUCGCCUUCGGCCCCCUCGUCGGCGCGCCCCUGUCCGAGACGUACGGCCGCAAGGCCGUCUUCCUCUUCACCGCGCCCGUCUUCGCGGCGUUUACGCUCGGUGCCGGCUUCUGCGAUGGCGUGGUCGCGCUCAUCGUGUGCCGCUUCUUCGCCGGCGUCUUCUCCUCGUCGCUCAUCAACAACGCCCCCGCCACCAUCAUCGAGUCCUCCGACGGGAGCUUUCGCGGCGCCGCCCUCGGCAUCUACUACACGCUGCCGUCGUUUGGCGCCUCUCUUGGCCCCCUCAUGGGCGGCUUCAUCGUCUCGGCGUCGAGCUGGCGGUGGACCCAAUGGGCUUCAGUCAUUCUGGCGCUCGCCUGCUACAUCCCCGUGUGCUUCACCCGUGAGACCUACAAGAAGGUCAUCCUCCGCCGGCGGGCCUUUCGCAUGGGCCUGGACACGUCCUCUCAGCGCACCUCACCGGGUCGUGCGUUUCGGUACUUUGCAACUGUCCUGAUCCAGCGGCCCAUUCACAUGCUCUUUACCGAGCCCAUCGUCACGCUCGUGAGCUUGUACAACGGUUUCCUCUACGGUCUGCUCUAUACAUUCGUCAUUGCUGUGCCCUGGAUCUUUGGCGAGUACUACCAGUUCAACAAGACCAGUGAGGCGCUAUCUUUCAUCGGGCUCAUGGUUGGCACACUCGCGGCUUCACCACCUCUGGUGCUUAUCGAUCUCAAGUACUACCAAAAGCGGCUCGCUGCGUGGCGUUCAACGCAUCCUCCCGAUGAGGACGGUGUCGAGGAGCCCCUGCCGUCAGAGCAUCGUCUCAUAGGCGCCAUGAUUGGCAGUAUCCUACUCCCGUCCAGCCUGUUCCUCGUGGCGUGGACCGCACAGUAUCGUAUCCACUGGAUAGUGCCCAUGAUCUUCCAGGGCGCCGUCAUGCUGAGCUCCUUGCUGGUCUACGCGAGCGCCAACCUCUUCAUGCUAGACGCUUACGGCCCGUUGUACGGCGCGUCAGCUUCGGGUGGCAUGAUGCUUACUCGCUAUCUCUUUAGCGCGGCAUUCCCGUUGUUUGCCUUGCAAAUGUACAAAGCAUUGGGUGUUGGAUGGGCCACGAGCGUAUUAGGCUUCGUUACGGUUGCCAUGGCACCAAUCCCAUGGGCGUUUUGGAAAUAUGGAGAGCAGUUGCGUCGCAGGAGCAAGUACGAGCGGAGUUCAUAGAAUCAUCGGGCAUAAGCUCUGUGUAGGUUUUGUAGAGAUCGCCGCUUUCCCCAUCAUCUAUCCGUGGCAAUCCACGGCCUCAAGCCGAG
Messenger RNA from Purpureocillium takamizusanense, 1838 nucleotides. RefSeq lists its product as uncharacterized. Gene Ontology annotation, biological process: transmembrane transport; spermidine transport; spermine transport. Lineage: Eukaryota; Fungi; Ascomycota; Sordariomycetes; Hypocreales; Ophiocordycipitaceae. The record is from RefSeq and is a predicted model, not a curated record. The coding region runs from base 115 to 1749 and encodes 544 amino acids. The transcript has a single exon. Gene Ontology annotation, molecular function: spermine transmembrane transporter activity; spermidine transmembrane transporter activity.